CACUGAGUCCUGUAUGGCAACGAAGUGAAGGAUGUAGUUUCACACAGCGGGCUCUUGGAUGUCUGCAGAGCAGAGAUUUAUUUCUCCUUAAGCCAGAGGAUAACUGGAUGAUGGCAUGGCUAUAAACAGCUGCCCUGGGGGGAGUAUGAGGAUCUGUCUCACUAGUUUCUCCUUAUUGCUCCUCCACCUACUUCCUUGUUUGGGACAGCUGCAGGAGCCAGGGUCCUCAUCCUUUCAAUUUACCGCCUCCAUCUACAAUGCCACCAUUUAUGAGAACUCUGCAGCUCGGACAUACAUUAGGACUGAGGUUAAAAUGGGGAUUCCACUAUCUAAGUUUGGUCCUUUGGAUAUUAAAUAUUCCAUUGAAUCUGGAGAUGAUGAGGGGCUGUUUCAGGCUGAGGAAUUUGUGUUGGGGGACUUUUGCUUUCUUCGCAUACAGACUAAUGGUGGGAGCGCUGCCAUCCUGAACCGCGAAGUGCAGAAUAAUUAUACAUUAACGGUGAGGGCUACUGGCCUAGGUGGGCUGGAGGCUUACGUGACAGUUAAUGUGCAAAUUAUGGACAUGAAUGACCUCCGACCUUUGUUCUCGCCCACUUCCUAUGCCAUUGAUAUUUCAGAAAGUUCUCCGCUGGGAGCAAGUGUGGCUCAGGUGACUGCCACUGAUGCAGAUAUCGGCUCCAAUGGCGAGUUUUACUAUUUCUUUAGAGGAGACGUGGAGGAGUUUGCUGUCCACCCAACCAGUGGGGUGGUAUCACUCACAGCCAAGCUAAAUGCAGAUAAGAACAGCAGAUUUGACCUUGAGGUUUUAGCAGUGGAUCGUGGAAUGAAGGCUUAUGGGAACAGUGGUAUUAGCAGUAAAGCCAAAUUAGUGAUCAGUGUUGUGCGUAUCAAUGAGUUCGCUCCAACACUGACUGCAGUCGCACGUUACCCUUUAAUAUCAGACAAAGAGCCAGUUUACGCCACUGUUACUGUAGAAGAUUUGGACGAGGGACCCAAUGGAGAAAUCGAAUGGGUUGCCAUCAUUGCAGGUGACCCACAGGAGCAGUUUGUCUUUGACAGAGCGCCACUUGGAAAUGAAUACAAGCUGAAGAUGUCUGAACCAGUCAACUGGGAUAAAUUUCCUUAUGGUUGCAAUCUCACUUUUCAAGCCAAAGACCGUGGAACACCACCAAGACUCUCCAACACUCAGUCUGUUCAGCUCUUAGUGAAAAAAACACAGUCUGUGCAGGUGAGUUUCGACAAAAAAAUGUACAAAACCUCAAUUAUUGAGAUUGCACCACCAGGGACCAUAAUAGAGACUGCGAGGAUAUCUCCAAGACCGCCAGUCGUCAGCUAUGCUCUAAGCCUGACCUCAGAUUCAAUUUAUUUUAUCAUUAAUCCACUCACUGGUGUCAUCUCAACAGCACAACAGUUUACCACAUUAAAACAGGAGCUCUUCAAUUUAGAGGUGAUGGAGACAGUAAGUGGCAUGACAGCAAAGGUGCAAAUCACGGUCGAGGAUGCUAACAACAACUACCCAGUGUUUAUCAGCACAUCUUACAAAGUCUCUAUCAAUGAGAGCAUCCUCAUUGGCACUGUCAUUCUCACUAUAUCAGCGGUGGAUGAUGAUAAAGGUGAUAAUGGGUGCAUAACAUACAGCAUAGCUAGCCUUCAGCCCCUUCCGUUUAUCAUUAACCAAAAUACUGGAGAGCUGACGACAUUCAAAGAACUGGAUUUUGAAUCGUCUUUGGAGACAUAUGUGUUCGCUGUCCGAGCCUCAGACUGGGGAUCGCCUUACAGACGAGAAAGUGAAGUCAAUGUCACGGUACAAGUGUUGAACAUUAAUGACAACCAACCUCUUUUUGAGCGUGUGUCAUGUAAAGGUACGAUAGGAUGCGAUUUUCCUGUAGGUCAGACGAUCAUCAUAAUGUCUGCCAUUGAUAUCGAUGAGCUUGGGUUGGUUAAAUAUAAGAUUCUGUCUGGAAAUGAGCAAGAUGUCUUCACUCUUAACCCGGACUCGGGGAUGUUGUCAUUAAAAAGACCCCUCUCCUCAAUGAGUGUAAAGAAUGAACAGUUCAGCUUGAAAAUAGCUGCGUCAGAUGGCGAGCUGCUCUCCGCACCCACCUUUGUAAAUAUAUCAGUGGUCAGAGGCAGAAUGCCAGCAAGAAGUUUCAAUUGUCGAGACACAAAAGUUGCACAGAAGUUAGCUGAGAAACUACUGAAAAGAGCCACUGCCAUUAGCAAAUCCAAAGUGGAGGAAGGCUACACAGAUCUAUUUUCUGUCAACAGACAGACGCCUCAGUUCGAAUCCUUUCCGUCCGACAUUGUAGUUCGUGAGGACAUGCCCGUGGGAGCCAGUGUCCUUCAAGUGAACACAAAUGACGGUGACACAGGCUUCAAUGGUCGCAUUCUGCAUGCCAUAUCAGAUGGGAACAUUGACAGCUGCUUCAAUAUUGGCAUGGAAAGCGGCCUAAUAUACAUCUAUCAGCCACUGGACCGUGAACAAUCAGAUCGGUACCUUCUCAACAUAACUAUCUAUGACUUCGGUGUUCCACAGAGAUCCAGCUGGAGAUUGCUGACAGUUAACAUUGAUGAUGUGAAUGAUAAUAGCCCAAAAUUCUCCCUCGAGAGCUAUACUGCCAUUAUACCAGAGAAUGCAGCUAUCGGCACGGAAGUGAUCAAAGUCACAGCCUCGGAUGAAGAUCUCGGUCAGAACGGUGAAAUCUCAUACACCUUGUUAACAAACACCCCUUUAUUUGCCAUUACCAGCGAGACCGGCUCUGUUUACGUGUCUAGUCUGUUGGACAGGGAGUCCGUCUCAGAUUUCACCCUCAAAAUUCAGGUUAGGGAUAAGGCAGAAAGAGGGAAUCAGAUGUUUUCGGAGACAACACUGAAAGUCUACCUCGAGGAUGUAAAUGACUGUGCCCCUAUGUUUAUUCCCAGGAGCUACAGUUGCCAUGUGUUGGAGGACCUUCCUAUAGGUGCAGUUAUAGCUUGGCUGCAAACGCAAGAUCCUGACAUUGGAUCUGCAGGAUGGGUGAGAUACUCCCUGCCCAAUGAUUUCAAUGAAACAUUUAAGAUCCAUCCUGAAAGUGGUGCCAUUAAAGUGGCCAAAGACCUGGACUAUGAGAAGCAACAAUUUUACAAUCUCUCAGUGGUGGCAGAGGACUUGGGUUUUCCAGUCAAGCUUCGCUCUGAGUCUUAUCUUGAAGUGGAAGUCAUUGACGUCAAUGAGAACCUCAACGAGCCGUAUUUCUCAGAAUUCGCAGUGAGGGGCACUGUGAAGGAAAACUCUCGGCAUGGAACAAGUGUCCUCCAGGUGACUGCUCAAGAUGAUGACAAGGGCAGAGAUGGAGUGAUCAGAUACUCUAUCAAAGCUAGAAGUGGUCUUGGAAGGUUCUCCAUUGAUGAAGAAACAGGAAUGAUUUACACCACUGGCAGCCUGGACUGCGAGACUCAGGAUUCAUACUGGCUAACGGUGUAUGCAACGGACCGUGGCGUGGUGCCGCUUUCUGCCUCUAUUGAGGUGUUUAUCCAGGUGGAGGAUGUGAAUGAUAAUGCACCUUUGACCCUUGAACCCGUCUACCACCCGUACGUCAUGGAGAACUCUCCCAAAGACGUGUCUGUGGUCCGUAUCCAAGCCCGGGACCCGGACGUUACCGCCUCAGAUAGCCGUCUCAUGUAUCGUAUCACGGCUGGGAAUCCUCAGAACUUCUUUUCCAUUGAUUCCAACACAGGACUCAUCACCACCACAUCAAGGAAACUGGACAGAGAGCAACAAGCAGAGCACUUCUUAGAGGUUACAGUUAUGGAUGGAGGAGGGAUCUUCAGGCAGUCCACUGUCUGGGUGAUAGUGCAUGUUCAAGAUGAGAAUGACAAUACGCCUGAAUUCAAAGAGUCUGUGUACCGCAUCAGCCUUCCGGAGCGGGACCGUAACAAACGCGGUGAUCCUGUCUACAGAGUCUUCGCUUACGAUCGAGAUGAAGGGUCCAAUGCAGAUCUCACAUACAGCAUCGUGGAUGGGAAUGACGACGGCAAAUUCGUAAUCGAUGCCAAGACAGCCAUGGUGUCUUCCAGGAAGAUGGUCACAGCUGGUGGCUAUGAUAUACUCACGAUAAAAGCCAUUGACACUGGAACCCUUCAGAAGUGGUCGACCGCCCGUUUGCAUGUUGAAUGGAUUCGGAAGCCCGUGCCUUCGCCACUAGCCUUGCGAUUUACCGCAGCCAUUUACAACUUCACAGUGGCGGAAAACGCCAAAGUGUAUGAGUCAGUUGGAGUGGUCUCUGUUUGGCAGACAGAAACUCCUUUAUGGUUCGACAUCAUUGAAGGUGGAAGAACGUCCCGGGAGAUGUUUUAUAUCCCACAGAGCUCCUGUGGUGGAAACUGUUCAUCUGACAGUGGUAACUAUGAUGGUCCAUUUGAUAUUCAGAGAGGGAUGGGGACCAUAGUAAUAGCCAGACCUCUCGAUGCAGAGACACAGUCGCUAUACAACAUGACGGUACAGGUAACAGAUGGGACAAACACUGCUACUACACAGAUUUACAUAAAGGUUUUGGACAGCAAUGACAACAGUCCUAUUUUCUCUGAGCGUACAUAUGAAGUCUUGGUGUCUGAGGAUACUCCAGCUGACACUGAGGUCUUGCGUGUCCGGGCCAGGGACAAGGAUGAACGGUCAAAGUUGAGCUAUUCUAUCCAUGGCAGCGUUGAUCCGGCGAGCAUGCGGAUGUUUAGGAUCAAUCCUGGUACUGGUGUCAUGUACACAGCAGAUCGACUGGACUAUGAGAGCCGCACUCAGCACAUCCUUACUAUUAUGGUGAAAGAUCAAGAAUUUCCCUAUUAUAGAGACCUGGCACGGAUUAUUGUGACCUUGGAGGAUGCCAAUGACCAGCCUCCUUUUUUUACUCGCACUAUUUAUGACAGUACAGUGUUUGAGUCUUCCCCUCCAGGAACGUCAUCUUUGCAGGUGAUCGCACUAGACAGAGACUCAGGGAGAAACGGGGAGAUAGUUUACUCAAUUGUUGCAGGAAUUACUGGUGGCAUAUUUGGAGUAGAUCCAUUAUCUGGCAUAAUUUCAGUAGCCAGAGAGCUGGACCUUACAACUGUGGGUUUUUAUACCCUUACUGUGAGAGCCACAGAUGGAGGUACUCCGGCAUUAAGUAGCACAACUACUGCUAGGAUCGCCAUCUCUCUGUCUGAUUUCUCCAGUCCAAAGUUUGCCCAGCAAGAAUACCAGGCUGAGAUCACUGAGAAUGUGGCUAUCGGGACUUUUGUCAUAUUGGUCUGUGCAAUUAGCCGAACCACAUUGAUAUAUGACAUUAUACAAGGAAAUGAUGAAAGGAGGUUUAAAAUAAACCGUUACACAGGUGUCAUCACAACACAAAGGAAUUUUGACUUUGAGAUGACCUCCUCAUAUAUGCUGGCGAUCCAGGCUGUAAACAUGGCUGGGAUUGCCUCCAGUGUCACUGUCUGCAUCCAAGUGGUUGAUGAAAAUGAUAAUCCUCCAGUUUUUCAGGAGCUCACAUAUACAGGGACCAUCAGUGAGGCGGCCCCCAUCAAUAGUGUGGUGAUAAGUGAGGAUGGAAAGCCCCUGGUAAUUGAAGCCACAGAUGCUGACAAGAAUCACAAUGCCCUCCUGGUCUUCCAGAUUGUGGAGGACACAGCAAAAUUGUUCUUUACUGUAGACUCAGGAACAGGCUCCGUCAGAACUAUAGCUAAACUGGACUAUGAAACAUUCAGUGCUUUUUAUUUUUCUGUUAAUGUGAGGGACAGUGGCAGGCCUCAGCUAACAGCAGAGAAGCCAGCCAAGGUCCUAAUCAGGGUUGUGAACAUCAAUGACUCUCCCCCUCAGUUCUCACAAGAAGCUUAUGAUACUGUUUUGCUUCUUCCAACAUAUGUUGGGGUUGAGGUUCUGAGAGUAGAAGCCACUGAUCCUGACAUGACCACUGAUCUGAUGUAUUCCUUGGCUGAUAGCAAUUUGGAGCACUAUGAAAUGGAUUCAUCAUCAGGCAUACUCACGGUCAAAAACAAUAAACUCUCCAAAGACCGUUAUCGUUUCAAUGUCAAAGUGUCAGACGGGCGGUACUUUUGCACAGCACUCGUGACUGUGUUAGUUAGGGAGGCUAUGGACAGUGGCCUCCUCUUCAGUCAAACCACAUACUCCUCCUCUGUACUGGAGAACAGUGUGAACAUUACCACUGUGAGCAUUGUAAAUGCUGUAGGAAACCGCUUAAAUGAACCACUAAAGUACACGCUUUUGAAUGCAGGGACACGCUUUACAAUUCGUCCCACAUCAGGAGUCAUUCAAACCACAGGAGUCCCUUUCGAUCGAGAACAACAGGAACUGUAUGAGCUGGUGGUUGAGGCGAGUAGAGAAUACGACCAGCUGCGAGUUGCUAGAGUAACCGUCAGAGUAGAAGUUGAGGAUGUUAACGACAAUGCCCCUGAGUUUCUAGGCCUUCCAUAUUAUGCUGCUGUGCAGGUUGAUGCAGAACCUGGCUCAUCCAUCUUCCAGGUGUCUGCGACAGAUUUGGACAAAGGGAUAAAUGGAGCUGUAUAUUACGAGCUUAAGGAGGACCAUCCACAUUUUGAGGUGAAUAAGCUCACUGGGGAGCUUACUCUUAAAAGGGCCUUUGAUGCAGACUUGUCCAAUGUUGAAUAUCUGCUGGUCGUCCUUGCACGUGAUGCAGGCUACCCCUCUCUCUUCACUUUUGUCGAGCUUCCAGUUACAGUUGUGAACAAGGCCAUGCCUGUUUUUGACAAGUCAUUUUAUGGCAUAUCAGUUAGAGAGGAUAUUGCAGUGUCAACUCCCAUAUUAUGCAUAAAUGCCAGCAGCCCAGAGGGCCAAAACAUUAUAUAUACUAUCGUGGAAGGGGAUCCUUCCUUCCAAUUUGACAUUGGCUUUGACAGUGGUGUGAUUAGUGUCAUAUAUCCUUUAGACUAUGAAACCACACCCUACUACAGGCUAACCAUCAGGUCUACAGACACUCUCACUGGAGCCAGAUCCGAAGUAGAUGUGGACAUAGUUGUGGUGGAUGUAAAUGACAAUGCCCCUGCAUUUCGUAAUGCAUCAUACACCACCACUUUGCCAGAAAACUCAAUGAUCGGGUCUAGCGUGAUACAGCUUUGGGCGACCGACAAGGAUUCUGAAAAAAACAGUGUAAUUAGCUAUCAAAUCCUCUCUGAUGGAUUUAACAGCACAGACUACUUCCACAUUGACAGCACUAGUGGACUCGUGUUAACAGCUCGUCUUCUGGACUACGAACUUACACCGAGCUUUAGCUUUAUCGUUAGGGCAACAGACAACGGUUCCCCAUCCCAGAGCAGUGAGGUCACGGUCACCGUCUUAGUGAGUGACGUGAAUGACAACCCACCAUCCUUCAGCCAGCCACUUUACGAAGCUUUUGUGAGUGAACUGGCUCCCAGAGGGCACAUUGUGACAUGUGUCCAAGCUUCUGAUUCAGACAGCUCAGAUGCCAAGAGUUUGAAGUACAGCAUACUCUCUGGAGAUGAGAAAAUUAACUUCAUAAUAGACUCUCAGACAGGUGUUAUUUACUUGUCCAGUCAGCGCAGACAGGGGAUAAGGCCAGCAUACAGCCUCAAUGUGUCUGUAUCAGAUGGGGUCUUCACCAACACUGCACAGGUGAACAUUCGAGUCAUGGGGGCCAACCUUUACAGCCCUGUCUUUAGUCAAAGGUUCUACUUAGCGGAGGUCCGUGAGAAUGCCCCAGCAGGUACCAAAGUCAUUCAGGUGCGUGCUACAGAUGAGGACUCAGGAAUUUUUGGUCAGAUCAUGUAUUCCUUUAUCAAUGACCUUGGAAAGACUCAGUUUUACAUUGGAGCCAAUGGCCUGAUAACUACAGCUCAGAAACUCGACAGAGAGAACCCAGUAAACAGAGACAUUGUGCUAACUGUUAUGGCGCUCGAUGGUGGGGGAAGAGCAUCCUUCUGCACCGUUAGGGUAAUUCUUGCUGACGAAAAUGAUAAUGCGCCACGUUUCAGGGCUAUGGAGUAUAGAGUUAGCAUAAAGGCUAAUGUGCCAAUGGGAUCGCUGGUGACUCAAAUCCGGGCUCAGGACCCAGAUUCCGGCGACAAUGGCAGAGUUAGCUACUCGCUGUACAGUGAGGCAAGGCUUCCUCUUGUGGAUGUGUUGGAGAUUGAGCCUGACAGUGGCUGGAUGGUCACAAAGGGAAGCAUGGCGCAUUUAAGAGGAACGGUUCUCUCCUUUUUUGUCAAAGCUACUGAUGGAGGUGUUCCAGCCAAACAUUCCCUCGUGUCUGCAUUUAUUCAUGUCUUACCACCUGAUGCAAAUGUGCCCUCCUUCACCCAACCCCAGUACUCCUACACGGUCCCAGAGGACAUACCUGUUGGGACAGUCUUGGGAUCAGUGUACUUAAGUCCUGGCCAGACAGCUUUCUUUUCUGUGGCGAAUGGAGAGACUGGGGAGAGUAACCAGGGUGGGACAUUUUUAGUUGAGAGAGAAACUGGACUUCUAAGGCUUGUUAACCCCCUUGAUUAUGAACUCAUCAACAUUUACCGUUUCAAAGUUGCAGCCACCAUGAGACAGUCACUGGUUGAGUCCAUGUCUGUAGUGGAUGUAGAAGUCAAGGUGCUGGAUGUGAAUGACAACAAACCGUUAUUCGAAACCAGCUCUUAUGUGGCCAUGGUUAUGGAAGGUAUGCCUAGGGGUACACGGGUUAUCCAGGUACGAGCGCUUGACCCUGAUUGGGGAUCUAACGGACAGGUUAAUUACAGCCUUGGACCAACCCUAAACCAAGAGCAGGACAAAGCUAGUGGAUCUAAAUCUGCCGCUGGUGCCAUGUUUGUUAUUGACAGCAAGACUGGUUGGAUCACCACUCUCGGUGACUUGGAUCAUGAGAUGUGCCCAUCUUACACCUUCAACGUGGUGGCAUCUGAUCUAGGAGAGGGUGUCUCACUUUCCUCCACAGCUGUAGUGACCGUUGCAAUCGCAGACGUUAAUGACAACCCCCCUACUUUCGAGAGAGAGUACUACAGAGGUGCUGUGCGAGAGAGCGACCCUCUGGGAGAAGUGGUUUCGGUGCUGAGCACUCAUGAUGGGGACAGCUCUGAUCAGAAUCGGCUUGUCAGCUUCCAUAUCACAGGAGGAAACCCCAAGGGGGUAUUUGCGCUGGCUCCUGUUCAGGGGGAGUGGAAGGUCUUCGUGAAGCGUCCUUUGGACAGAGAGGAGCAGGAUCGAUACCUGCUCAAUAUCACAGCCAGCGACGGCCUGUUUGUAACCCGCAUAGGCGUGGAGGUCACUGUCAUGGAUUCCAAUGACAACAGCCCCAUCUGCAAUCAGGCGCAAUAUGAGGCCUCAUUUCCAGAAGAUGUGUCUGUUAAUACUGCCAUUCUGACAGUUGGAGCAACAGACUUGGACAGUGGUGUCAAUGCAGAAAUUCAGUAUUCUCUGUUUGGCAUUGGUGUUGAAGAUUUUUACAUGGAUGCAAAUACUGGUGAACUGAAGACGGCCUCUUUAUUGGACCGUGAGAGAACUGCAGGUUAUAAGUUGAUAGCACAGGCUACAGAUGGAGGGGGGCUGUUCUGUCGCUCUGAAAUUUCUCUGACCAUUCUGGAUGUUAAUGAUAAUGCACCAUCAUUUGCCUUCACACGGUUCAUGGCGAGUGUAUAUGAAAACGCGGCACCCAAGGCCUUGCUCACACGCCUUUGGGCUAAUGAUCCAGAUGAAGGUCUAAACAGGAAGAUCGUGUACUCACUUGUUGACUCUGCUGGUGGUAUGUUCUCCACUGACCCAUCCGCUGGUGUGGUGAUCCUGGAGAAGCCUCUGGACCGAGAGGUGCAAGACUCGUAUCAGAUCAGAAUCAAGGCUACUGACCGAGCAGGGGGCGAUGGCUCGCUCUCCACCGAGGUGGACCUCACCAUCAUGGUUCUGGACGUGAACGACAACCCACCUGUGUUUCAAAAGAAAGAUUACGUGGUCACAGUGCCUGAAGAUGUUACUGUAGGAACAGAAGUGCUGCGAGUCUUUGCCACAAGUAGUGACAUUGGAGUGAAUGCAGAAAUCUACUAUAGAUUCUUGUCUGGAAAUGAGCUGGGGAAGUUUUCCAUUGAUGAUUCAACAGGCAUCAUUUCUGUGGCGGAUGAUCUUGACUAUGAGCUCUGCAAGGAUUUUUUCUUGAAUGUCGAGGCCUUUGAUGAUGGAACACCUCCCUUGAGAGCCACGACAAUAGUGACCAUAGAGCUUCUGGAUGUCAAUGACAACUCGCCUUCAUUCAGCGAGGACAUCUACAAUAUUCUGAUCAGCGAGGACAUAGCCAUCGGAGAAACGGUCACGAGGCUGUUCGCAGAAGACUUGGACAGUCAGAUCAAUGGGUGUAUCACUUAUUCCAUUCUGAAAGGGGACCGUGAAAAUCAGUUUUGGAUCGACCCUGUCACCGGGCUUCUGAAAGUUAACAAGGCACUGGACAGAGAGACGGUCUUCAGCUACUCAUUGUCUGUGCAAGCGUUUGACAGCGGGUCACCUGCCAAGUCAACCACUGUGAAUGUCAAUAUCGAGAUUGCCGAUGUGAACGACAACCCGCCGAUCUUCUCUCCCGCUAAUGCUUCAGCUGUUAUUCAGUUGAACAAGCCUGCAGGAACUACCAUCCUCUCACUAUCAGUUUCUGAUAAGGACUCCUCUAGAAAUGGUGCACCUUUUGAGUUUCGUAUCGUGUCUGGAAAUGAGGGCAAUGCUUUCAGUCUGGACCAGAAUGGAGAAUUACGGACAAGCCGAGUAUUUGGUCCUGAUGCAACACGAGAGUAUACGCUUGAGAUACAGGCACGUGAUUCAGGGAAGCCUCGUCUGUCCUCCACAUCCUUUGUGUUUGUGCGUGUCAUCGGAGACAGCCUCUUCAAACCUGUGGCCUUCCCACUGGAAAUCAACAUUGUCAUGGCAGCAGAUGUGUUUCCUGGCGGGAUUAUAGGGAAGAUCUAUGCCACAGACCGAGAUGAGAAUGAUGUUCUGUCUUUCAGUCAGAGAUCACAAACAAACAGUCUUUUCAAAAUCAACAGACAGGACGGGAAGAUUGUGGCACUAAAUGGCCUGGAGCCUGGAAGAUACUCCCUAAAUGCUACAGUCAGUGAUGGGCGGUUUUCUGUGACCGUGGGCGUUAGCGUCCAGGUGGAGCAAGCCACGGAUGAGAUGGUGCAGAAUGCAGUGACUCUGCGUUUCCAAGACCUGUCCCCUGAGGACUUUGUGGGUGUGUACAUGGAAGAGCUAAAGAAGGUGCUCCAUACCUCACUGGUUGGUGAUGGGACAGGUGUUAUUGAUGGACCAGACCCUCUUCACAUCCUGGGAGUGCAGCCACUGAGUCGCUCCAGUCAGCUGGAGGUGCUCCUUGCCAUGGAGACACCAGAUGGGGGUUAUAUGGGUCCAGGAGAGCUGACUCUCAAGCUGGAGGGGGUGAAGGGUUUCCUAAAGGGAGCGCUGAGGGUGGUCAGCGUCUUGGAUCAGAGCUGCUCAGGAGAGCUUGAGUGCGGGGAGAGAGUCUGUGAGCUCACCCUCAGUCUCAACCCCAUCGGCUUGGUCACCUACACCACCUCCAGAGUGAGCUUUGUGUCUCCAUGCUUCAGCAGGAAAGAGAUGUGCACGUGUCCAGGAGGAAUAUGUCCAUCUUCUCUGGAGCUCUGUGAUGGCCAAACGUGUCCGUCUGACAUGCAGUGUGUGCGCAGCGGCCCUGCAGCGCCAUCUUUCUGCCAGUGUCUGCCUGACACGCUGGACAAGUGCGCAGGCCAAACAUCUCUGAGCUUUGCAGGGAACAGUUACAUCAAAUACAGAGUGACGGACAGUGAUAGGAGAGGAGACAUGAAGCUGGGCUUGAGAAUCAGAACGCUGCACAGCCAAGGAGUCAUCAUGUACACACGCGCUGACCCCUGCACACUGCUCAAGAUAGAGGAAGGGCGUCUGUGGUUCCAGAUGGACUGUGACAACAGACUGGACAUCCUGGGCAUCUCAGGGCGUCCAAUCAAUGAUGGGUCCUGGCACGCCGUGACCCUAGAGCUCACUAGUAACUACACUCUCCUUUCGCUGGACGACAGCUAUGUGGAGCGCCGGCGUUCUGCGCGGGCCCCUGUCCGCAUCUGGCCCCUGGCCGCAGACGGAUCGCUGUUCUUUGGGGCUCAGGUGUUGCACGGACCAGUGGGCAGAGGCAGCCAGAGGCCCCCACGGGCGCAAGAAGGCUUGCAGGGGUGCCUCGGGUCCAUCAUGCUCAAUGGGAAUGAACUCCCUCUUCAGAAUAAGAGGAGCCGGUAUGCAGAGGUAGCUGGGCUGAGUGACGUGAAGCUGGGAUGUGUUUUAUACCCUGAUCCGUGCCUCGGAGGACCGUGCCAGAAUGGAGCUUCUUGUACAAAGCUGCCUUCUGGUGACUUCUCAUGCAGCUGCCUGCCACAGUUCACGGGGUCCCGCUGUGAGAUGGAGGUGACGUCCUGUGUGCCCUCACCUUGUCAGAAUGGGGGUGAUUGUAAGGCUGUGGGAAACACCUUCCUCUGCGGUUGCCUCAAAGGCUUUACGGGACUCAUAUGCGACGAGGAUGUGAAUGAGUGUGAGAGGGAGGAGUGUGAGAAUGGAGGGACAUGUGUGAACACAUUCGGAGCCUUCUACUGUAACUGCACCAUUGGUUUCGAGGGUCAAUUUUGUGGCCAGCCGUCUCUGGACGGCCCAGACACUCAGGCCGAGGUCCUGUCGUACGUCGGACUGGGAGAGAUCAUCGGCAUUGGCGUGUUGCUCUUUGUGGUGUUGGUCCUGCUGACCCUGCUGGCCGCGUUCCGCAAAAAAGUCCUCCGGAAGGACUGGAGCCGCAGGGAGACAGUGGGAAUCUCCACAGAGACCAACUACAUGCUGCAUAACACGGGUAUAGGAGCCGAAGGCAUCGAGUUCAAAGCUGUACGGGUCAGCAGCGAGUGUCGCGCCAGCCUCUCCCGAAACGACAGCGCAGGAGGGCCGCCGCAGGUCAUGGUGCGGCCCACAGCCUACACGCUUCCCCACUGCCAGGGAAUCCCUAGAGGGGAAACGGAAAAGAUGGAGGAAGGGCUGGCCACCCUCUCCUGCCCUCCGCAGAUGAGCACCUUCCAGGCGGAUCCGCCACACAUCCUCGGGAUGCCGCGGAGAGGUGUGGCCGUCUGCAGCGUGGCGCCCAAUCUUCCCCCGUCUUUGUCCUUGAACCCGUCCGAACGCAGCCCAAUCCGCAAGCCUCCGUGGGAAGAGGACGACGAUGAGGACAAUGCUAUAGAGCAUCAAGUCCAAGCUCUGGAGUGGGAAGACAGGGGUUAUCAGGCGGACGCAGAGGAAGCGUACAGAACCGAGGAAGCUGGAAAUGCACCAGAAGAGGUCACCUGCUUCUCCGACAGCAGCACGAGCGAGGCGCACUCCCUCAGGUCCUUCCAGUCCGAUUCCUGCGACGACAACGCCUCCAUAGUGACGGUGAUACGACUGGUGAACAAUGCAGUGGACACCAUUGAAAAUGAAGUUGCAGGUCUGGGCGACGUCCAGCCUCACAGUACCCCCUCAAGCCCACACCUCCACUGUGAGGAUGAGAUAUGCGUGGAAUUCGUCAAAGAGUAUUUUAUGAAUUCCUACCAAUGGCAAACCUCGGAGUGGCUUGACACGUGUCUCCCAGGACUGGAAUCACCACCUCGAGACCAGACCCCUACACCACCUCCUCCACCCCUUCCUGCUCCUCCACCUCCCCUGACCCCUACACGGCUAGGCGGCACCCCUAUCCACCUGGGCGGCAGCAUGCGGUUGGAUGGCAGCACUCUAUCGCUGCAGACUGGCUACCCGUUACGACGAUACCAGGGCCAGAGAGAUUUCCGCACGUCACUAACCCUGGACGACAACAACUCGCCUGUAUAUGAAGAAUACCGUCACCCGGAUCACUACGACAACGCCUCUACUGUUCACCCGCUGGGUUUUAGCGAGGGCCGAUCCAGACCCGACUAUCAUCACUCCAGCCAGUACCUGCUCUCUCACCCUCCCCUACUGGCCUGGGAGGAGCGUCCGCGUGUCUGGGAGGACACGCACCCCUUCGGCAGCCAGCAGGAGAUUGACAGACUGGGCAGGAUUUCACUUCAGGCCCAACGCUUGCGUAGUCAGAGCCCAAAGACUUCUUUGUCUGGCAUGAGAGAGUAUUACUGACCGUUAACUGGACAAAGAGUCCUUAAUUACACUGGAAGCUUGUGAUCAUGCAACUGAGGACUCGACCUGAACAUGUGUGCUGAUCUGUCAGGAAUGGAAAAGUCUGGACUCUCACAGCCUCAACCAUACUGUACACUAGUGAUUAUUCUUCAUGUACUUCAUUAAAGGAAUAGCU
Sinocyclocheilus anshuiensis is the source of this 14300-nucleotide messenger RNA. Its product is annotated as protocadherin Fat 3-like. Gene Ontology annotation, molecular function: calcium ion binding. Gene Ontology annotation, biological process: homophilic cell-cell adhesion. The transcript has 32 exons. Gene Ontology annotation, cellular component: plasma membrane. Lineage: Eukaryota; Metazoa; Chordata; Actinopteri; Cypriniformes; Cyprinidae. The record is from RefSeq and is a predicted model, not a curated record. The coding region runs from base 116 to 14125 and encodes 4669 amino acids.